This is a messenger RNA of Rubroshorea leprosula, 835 nucleotides long. The record is from the annotation of a GenBank genome assembly. Lineage: Eukaryota; Viridiplantae; Streptophyta; Magnoliopsida; Malvales; Dipterocarpaceae.
CCAAGGAGUUCUUCCCAAUGGCUAGAUUAAUCUUCCCAAUUUUGGCCACCCAAUUCACCAUCUUCUUCAUUUUCUCCUUCUUUGCCAUUAAUUUAGUGGUGGGAGAUGAUGGCUUUGCUAGAACCAUGGACAGGAAGCUAUUUGGGAUGAAGAAAGAAAAGCUCAGCCACUUCCGCCUUUAUUGGCACGACAUAGUUAGUGGCCGCAACUCCUCAUCAGUGGCUGUCACGGCUCCGAUGAACAAUUCGUUAACCAGUUUUGGGAUGAUUAGGAUGAUUGAUAAUCCCUUGACAAUGGGGCCAGAAAUGAGCUCCAAGAUGGUGGGAAAGGCUCAAGGGUUUUACUCCUCUUCUUCGCAGGAAGAAAUUGUGCUGUUGAUGGCCAUGAAUUUCGCUUUCACAGAAGGGAAGUACAAUGGGAGCACAAUUACGAUUUUGGGGAGGAACUCGGUGUUCUCGGAGGUGAGGGAGAUGCCGGUAGUCGGAGGAAGUGGGCUUUUCCGGUUUGGUAGAGGGUAUGUUCAGGCAAAGACACACUGGUUUGAUCCUAGUACCGGAGAUGCCAUAGUCCGGUAUGAUUGUUAUGUGUUGCACUACUAAUGAUGCAGUUAUUUCUGCCUCGUACAAUAAUUUCUCUUUGAUUGUUUGUAGAUGCCUAGAUGGUGGUAGUGGGGGGUUGGUUAUCUGUUGUUUUCUUUUUCAAGAAUAAAGUAUUUUAGGGGUUGUAUUUUGAUAUUUAUGAUGAUGAAUGAUGCUUGUACCUGUUUGAAAUAAAUUUAAAGGGCUUCACCGACAGGAAUUUUGGAGUGAAUUUGAGGGUGGUGUCCCACUCCCAC